Molecule: messenger RNA, 1098 nt
Organism: Closterium sp. Yama58-4
Lineage: Eukaryota; Viridiplantae; Streptophyta; Zygnematophyceae; Desmidiales; Closteriaceae
Source: the annotation of a GenBank genome assembly
AUGGAUAGCGACGCGGAAAUUCGAAAAAGAGGGGAAGCUGGGGGAGGGCGGAUUCGGAAGCGUUUUCCGAGGAACUAUCGAAGAGUACGUUUGCGCUUCAGGCGCGGGGAGCGGGGAGGGCGGAAGACGGAAAUUGCAGGUGGCGGUGAAGGUGCUAAAUCAAGGGGGGCAGCAGGGGGAGGUGGAAUGGAAGACGGAGGUUCGGUACCUGAGCGAGCUUCGGCACCCGAACCUGGUGCGGCUGGUUGGAUAAUGCUCAGACGGGCAUCACCGGCUGUUGGCGUACGAGUAUCUUCCGUACGGCAGCCUCGAGCGAUUCCUUUUCACCCGCGCCAACCAGCCGUUGCCAUGGGCGGUGCGAAUGAAGGUGGCGCUACAUGCGGCGCAGGGCCUGGCUCCCGUUCCCCACUUGCUCCCCUCCUCCCCUUUCCCCCUGCCAGGCGCAAUACAGCCCCUGCCAUGGGCGGUGCGAAUGAAGGAGCCAUCCAGCCCCUGCCGUGGGCGGUGCGAAUGAAGGUGGCGCUACACGCGGCGCGGGGCUUGGCGUAUCUGCACGAGGAGGCGGACCGGCAGAUCAUCUACCGCGACUUUAAGGCGUCCAACAUUCUGCUGGACGAGGAUUUCAACGCGCAGCUCUCUGAUUUCGGCCUGGCAAAGGACGGUCCCGAGGGCAACCAGACGCACGUGUCAACACGGGUAAUGGGCACCUAUGGCUACGCUGCACCCGAGUACAUGAUGACUGGCCAUCUCACCGCCAAGUCAGACGUCUACAGCUUCGGAGUCGUGCUGCUCGAAAUGAUUAGCGGGCGGCGGGCCAUGGAGCCGGAGUUCCCGAGGCGCCAGCAGAAUAUCGUCGAGUGGGCACGGCCGUUUCUGGUCGACCCGACGAAGAUGCUGCUAUUGGUGGAUCCGAGGGUGGGUGGCGAGUAUUCGGUGAAGGGUGCGCAGCGGGCGGCGGUUUUGGCACGCAAGUGCUUGAAUAAGGACCCGCACGCACGGCCUCUCAUGUCAGAGGCGGUUCGGGUGCUAUCUUCAAUUCAAAGCUUGACGGAUUUCGCGAGCAAGCUGGAGCAGGCUCAGCGGCUACAUGGUGCUUAG